This is a messenger RNA of Eptesicus fuscus (big brown bat), 2797 nucleotides long. It is a transcript of the gene AACS, whose product is annotated as acetoacetyl-CoA synthetase. The transcript is spliced from 18 exons. The coding region runs from base 87 to 2084 and encodes 665 amino acids. Gene Ontology annotation, cellular component: cytosol. Gene Ontology annotation, molecular function: acetoacetate-CoA ligase activity. The record is from RefSeq and is a predicted model, not a curated record. Gene Ontology annotation, biological process: lipid metabolic process; positive regulation of insulin secretion. Lineage: Eukaryota; Metazoa; Chordata; Mammalia; Chiroptera; Vespertilionidae.
UGCGCCCGGCUCAGUGUAGCGCUCCGCCGAGCCGCUCGCGCCAUCGCCGCCAGCCCGCGCCCCGCCGCCCCCCGCCCCCCGCAGCCAUGUCCAACGAGAUCGUGGGGUGCCGGAUGAUGUGGGAGCCCGACAGCAAGAAGAACACGCAGAUGGAUCGCUUCCGGGCGGCCGUGGGCGCCUCCUGCGGCCUGGUGCUGGGAAAUUACCACGACCUGUACCAGUGGUCAGUGGAGUCCUAUUCAGACUUCUGGGCCGAGUUCUGGAAGUUCAGCGGCAUUGUGUCUUCGCGCAUGUAUGACGAGGUGGUGGACCCCUCCAAAGGGGUGGCGGACGUCCCCGAGUGGUUCGCGGGCAGCCGUCUGAACUACGCCGAGAACCUGCUGCGGCACCGACAGAACGACAAGGUCGCCCUCUACGUGGCCCGGGAGGGCAGGGAGGAGGUCGGGAAGGUGACCUUUGAGGAGCUGCGGCAGCAGGUGGCAUUGUUCGCGGCCGCGAUGCGGCGAAUGGGCGUGAGAAAAGGAGACCGCGUCGUGGGCUACCUCCCCAACAGCGAGCACGCCGUGGAGGCCAUGCUGGCCGCUGCGAGCAUCGGCGCCAUCUGGAGCGCCACGUCCCCCGACUUCGGGGUGAACGGUGUCCUGGACCGGUUCUCCCAGAUCCAGCCCAAGCUCCUCUUCUCCGUGGAGGCCGUGGUGUACAACGGCAGGGCGCACGGCCACCUGGACAAGCUGCAGCGGGUGGUGAAGGGGCUGCCGGACCUGGAGCAGGUGGUGGUGAUCCCGUACGUCGCCCCCCGGGAGGAGGUGGACAUCUCCCAGGUCCCCGGCAGCGUGUUUCUGGAGGACUUCCUGUUGGCCGGGAGAGGGGACCAGGCGCCCCAGCUGGAGUUCGAGCAGCUGCCCUUCGGCCACCCGCUGUUCAUCAUGUUCUCCUCCGGCACCACGGGCGCCCCCAAGUGCAUGGUGCACUCCGCAGGGGGCACCCUCAUCCAGCACCUGAAGGAGCACAUGCUCCACGGCGACAUGAGCAGCAGCGACAUCCUCCUCUACUACACCACGGUGGGCUGGAUGAUGUGGAACUGGAUGGUGUCCGCGUUGGCCACGGGCGCCGCGCUGGUCCUGUACGACGGCUCCCCGCUGGUGCCCACACCCAACGUGCUCUGGGACCUGGUGGACAGGCUGGGCAUCACCAUCCUGGGAACGGGGGCCAAGUGGCUGUCGGUGCUGGAGGAGAGAGACCUGAAGCCAGCGGAAACCCACAGUCUGCAGACGCUGCACACGAUCCUGUCCACGGGCUCCCCGCUCAAAGCGCAGAGCUACGAGUACGUGUACACGUGCAUCAAGAGCAGCGUCCUGCUGGGCUCCAUCUCAGGCGGCACCGACAUCAUCUCCUGCUUCAUGGGCCAGAACGUCUCUCUCCCCGUCUACAGAGGCGAGAUCCAGGCCCGCAACCUGGGCAUGGCCGUGGAGGCCUGGGAUGAGGCAGGCAGGGCCGUCUGGGGCGAGAGCGGGGAGCUGGUGUGCACCAGGCCCUUCCCCUGCCAGCCCACGCACUUCUGGAACGACGAGACGGGCAGCAAGUACCGGAAGGCCUACUUCUCCAAGUUCCCCGGUGUCUGGGCGCACGGCGACUACUGCAAGAUCAACCCCAAGACGGGGGGCAUCGUCAUGCUGGGCCGGAGCGACGGCACGCUCAACCCCAACGGCGUGCGCUUCGGCAGCUCGGAGAUCUACAACAUCGUGGAAGCCUUCGAGGAGGUGAGCGACAGCCUGUGCGUCCCGCAGCACAACCAGGACGGCGAGGAGCGCGUGGUGCUGUUCCUGAGGAUGGCGGCCGGCCACGCCUUCCGGCCCGCCCUGGUGCAGCGCGUCCGCGACGCCAUCCGCAGCGGCCUGUCCGCCCGGCACGUGCCCAGCGUCAUCCUGGAGACCAAGGGCAUCCCGUACACCCUCAACGGCAAGAAGGUGGAGGUGGCGGUGAAGCAGGUCAUCGCGGGGAAGGCCGUGGACCACCGCGGCGCCUUCUCCAACCCCGAGGCCCUGGAGCUGUACCGCCACGUGCCCGAGCUGCAGGGCUUCUGAGCGCGUGUGCCCGCCGUGCGCGCCUCCAGCACCGCGGCGGCAGCGUGGGGUCCGGGACAUCGCCCAGACCCCGCGGCUCCCGGGGAUGGGCCCCGCGUCCUGUCCGGGGGCCGCGGGCUGGGGAGGGUCUGCCCUCCCUCCUGGUGGUGGCCCUGCCCUGGAGGCCGGGGGCGCGGCCCGCGUGGCAGUGAGUGUGGAGGGGAGUCCGUGCGCACGUGCUCGGCCGCAGCACCCCCUGCGCCUCCCCGGGGCCCACCCCGCGCUGUUCAGGGGCGGAUCCGCCUCCCUUCACUUUGGUCUCGGCUCUGGCCGCCGGGCCUCGGGCCGGUCUGUCCGCGGGUUGCCAGGACCCGGCGGCCCGCGGCGGGCGCCCCCUUGCGGUGGAGGGUUCCCGCCCUUCCCGGUGGGCGUGGCCCCAGAGCAGGGGGCGCUCUGCGGAGGCAUCGGGGCCUUAUUUCAUGGACGGAACGGGUUCAAGUCUCUCAGGGGAACUGUCGGGUGCGCGGGCGUUGGGAGAAGUGGCUGUCCCUCCUGCGGGCGCCCCGGGGCCCACGGUCGGCGGGGCCCACGGUCGGCGGGGCCCACGGUCGGCGGGUUGCGUGUUCUUUCUCUGCAGCUGGCACUUUGCGUUCUUGAACCGGAGCCCCUUUCCUUCCGGUUACACCCGCGGGGAAGGCGCCCCGGAGGCCGUGCAAUAAACACUGUGCGCACCA